Molecule: messenger RNA, 1338 nt
Organism: Clonostachys rhizophaga
Lineage: Eukaryota; Fungi; Ascomycota; Sordariomycetes; Hypocreales; Bionectriaceae
Source: the annotation of a GenBank genome assembly
AUGCUAUAUCUGCCAACCGAAAUACUUGAGUGCAUCGCCUCAUGGCUAGAUACCCAGCGAGAUAUCAAUUCCCUCGUCCAGACGAGCCGACGAUUCCUUCCGCUUAGCAAGUUCUUAUACCGUCGAAAUGCGGAAGAGUCGAGGGGCUCAGCACUUGGAUGGGCAGCCGCCCACCAGAUGGAACAGACCGCGAGGAAGGCCAUCGAGGCUGGCGCAAGGAGCGGAGAAGCUUUGUGGAUAUGCGCCCGUCAUGGUGAUGAGUACAUGGCACGGUAUCUGGUCAGUGUCGAGGGCAUGGAAUUGAACUUCAAAGAUGACGACAUUGGCGCGACACCACUCUUGAUGGCUGCCUCUUGCGGCUAUGAGUAUCUGGUCCGCCUGCUUCUCGAGACAGGCGGCGUUGAAGUGGACGCCAGAGACCACAACGACCGGACGGCACUCCUUUCAGCCGCCCAUGCCGGCCACGCAUCAAUUGUAAAGCUUCUGCUAGACACAGGCAAGACCGAGAUAAACCUGGGAGGCGAGUGCAGCUCCAAGCCCUUGCAAUGGGCUAUCAUGGAAGGGCGUGACUCUGUCGUCAAGACUCUGUUGAACUCAGGAAAGGUUGAGCUCGAUUUAAAAGACAACCUUGGCCGGACCCCAUUAUCCCGUGCGGCAUACUGGGGCCACGAGUCAGUGGUCAAAGUUCUCUUGGACCGGGGCAAGGUUGAUAUUAAUUCAAGAGACGACUAUGGUGUCACGCCCUUAUUGCGAGCCGCGAAAUGGGGGCAUGCUGCGAUCUUGCAGCUGUUACUGGAAUCAGGCGAGGCUAAGGUUGACGCAAAAGCAAACGACGGGCACACAGCACUGUCGCUGGCUGCUGAAGGAGGACAUGAAGAAAUUGUCCGACUCCUCCUGGACUGGGGCAAUAUUUCAGUAAACGCCACGGAUUACAAAUUCGGCCGCACAGCUUUGGCUUGGGCUGCAGUGCAAGGAUUCGAAAAUAUUGUUGGACUACUGUUGCAGUCUGGGCAGGCUGAUAUCAACGCAAGAGCAUAUGAUGGCUCUACACCUUUACUGCUGGCGUCUAGACUGGGCCACCUAAAGGUAGUCGAGUUGCUUCUCAACACCGACCAUGUUGAUACGGAUGCGAGGGCAAAUGAUGGAUCGACGCCACUUUCUUUGGCCGCUGAAGGAGGUCACGAUGCUGUCAUGAAGCUCGUCUUGAACCUGGGGCGGGUUGAUCUCUUAGCUGGAGAGUCAAGGCUCCAAUCACCAUCCUCACCACUCUCACCCUUGAUGUCGCAUGAUUACGAUUUAAUAACUAAACGAUGGAGUCAUAUACCUGGUUCUUACUAA